AAUACCACCAUACCAGUCGGCGGCAGUAUACUUGUCUAUGCUCGGCAGUCGCCAAUCAGAAGGAGUGUAACCACUAACUAGCAACGUCGUUAACGUAUUUAGCUAGUACUCACUAUUUUUUGUGCAUACUGCAUUGCUGAGUGCUGACUGCUGGCUGGUGGCUGCUGCUGCUGUAAUUGUGCUAUACCAGUAACUACAGUCUACAGUAGUGCCCGCCGUACGGUCUAUAGUGUGUACAUAGGUACAUUAUUGUAUUAUGUCGAUGUGAAAAUUGGCUACAAUAAUCUGUGUCCCCCAGGCCUCUGAGUAUCUUACAAUUUUAUUUGUAUCGUUACCAACCCAGUUUGCAAUUAAGUUCUCACUAUAUCAUAAUUUUUAUUUAUUUUCCUAUCAAUUUUAAUCUGUUGUUGUUUUAACUCUGAAUCUACAGAAUGUUAUAGUAUUUUGACUAAGAAAAUGAAUGAAUCUGACCACCAGAAUGGAGUGCACUGUAUGCGUACUCCGAGAUCAAUUACCGAAGUGCCUUAUAUACCACAAACUCCACCAGCUGGCCUUGCUUCACUUUACAUGUUGUGUAAAAGGAUAUACCCAGAUCAGUGUAAUCCUUUACAAGCCACUACUGUAAUUAAGUUCUGGCUUGGUGGUCCAGAUCCAUUAGAUUAUAUUAGUAUGUAUAAUAAUCCAGGUGAUCGAAUGAUUGGUAUUCCACCACAUUGGCAUUAUAUUAGUUUUGGUUUAUCCGAUUUGCAUGGUGAUAAUCGUGUUCAUAAUACUACAAACGGAUCAGAUGGACCAAGUGGAUUUGGCUUUGAAUUGACAUUUCGUCUUCUUAAGGAUUCUUCAGAAACAUCUCCUCCUACUUGGCCUGCUCGUUUAAUGCAGUCACUUGCUAAAUAUGUUUUUAAAACAGGAAAUACAUUAUAUGCUGGUGAUCAUGUGUCUUGGCAUUGUGGUUUGGAUGGUAGUGAGAGCCGUUUACAACAUAUGUUGAUGGGCGAAGAUCCUCAACUACAGGUCACUGUCACACCGCAUGGAUCAGUUAGAUUUGUUCAAAUUGUUGGUGCAUGUUUAGAAGAAUUACAAACUGUUCAAAGAUGGAAUGGGCCAGGAGUAUUGCAAAUAUUGAAAAGACAUUCAGUUACUGGAGGUUCAUGGCUAAUAACGAACAUGCGUAGAGGUGAAAGUAUGUUUGAUGUGGAUCCUUCCGUUCAUGAUGAAAUUACUGAAGGUAUCAAAACUGAAGGUUCAAAUUUAUGUGGUAUAAGUGCUCAUUGUUCAUGGGAGGAAUUAAAUAACAGAUGUGACAAAGCAUUAGCUUAUAAUUCAGUUGAACAUUCCAUGAACAAUUUACGUAUUAUUAAUAAUUCAAGAGCACCAAACGAGGACUUGAAAGAAACUGAUGGUAAUUCAAAUUAUAAAAGUUGCGAAUUAUCAGAAUUGAAUCAAGGACAAUUUAUAGAAAAUGUCCAUAUAACUUUUAAUUUAGAAGCCGGACUUUUGCUACCUUUUGUAUUGAAAGGUCGUAUUAGGCAUGGUCGUCAUUUUACUUUUAAAGCAUUAACUGGUGAUGCAACUAUUACUUUUGUUGCUUCAGCUGUAUCUGGAUCUCUUGUCAGCGAAGAAAAACCAUUUGUAGCUCAAGGAUCUUGGUUGCAAGUGCUUGUGUCAAAUAGUUUCCUCGAUUCAAUGGAAUCUAGUUUAAAGUUCCUCAAUGAGCCAGUUAUGGAGCCUUUGCCAAAAACUGUCAACUGGCCUGACAGAAAUUUAACUAUAACAAUUAAUCCAGAUAAAUUGUAAAAUUAAAAAUUAUUUUCUUCAGUACUCUUAAUUCAUUGACCCUUUUGUUUUCUUUUUCUAAAUACCUUAUAACAGGGGUUUUCAACCAACGUCACGGCUCCACGGGUCUUCGCCAAUUAUUAUCAAAAAAGAUUCGUUCGCAGUAGAAAAUACAAAUUUGUUUAUUGUAUUAUGAUCAUUGUUUGUAUGGAAGCUGUUAAAAUUAUUUUCAAAAUCAGAAGAGCCGUGGAUCCAAAAAGAUUAAAAAUCCCUGCCUUAUAAUUUUAGUUCCUCUAAUACCUAUAUCUUUGUUUAAUCUUUAUUUAAUGUGUAUUAUUAUUAUUUUUAUUAUUAUUAUUAUUUAUUUUUUUUUUUUACAAUAAUUUUUAAUUUACAUUGUGAACCUUUCUUGCAGUAUUAAAAAAACAUAAAACUAGUGCUUCGUAAACAUAUCAUAUUGUUUUUAAUUGUAGUAUUAAUAAAUAAAAUUUCUUACUUGAAGGAUUAUAAACGACAUAAA
Messenger RNA from Acyrthosiphon pisum (pea aphid), 2296 nucleotides. It is a transcript of the gene Su(fu), whose product is annotated as suppressor of fused domain protein. Gene Ontology annotation, molecular function: transcription factor binding. Bases 457 to 1797 code for a protein of 446 amino acids. Gene Ontology annotation, cellular component: cytoplasm; nucleus. The transcript has 10 exons. Lineage: Eukaryota; Metazoa; Arthropoda; Insecta; Hemiptera; Aphididae. The record is from RefSeq and is a predicted model, not a curated record.